GCUAACAUGAAGGGGAAUUGUUUCACUUUCAUUCCAGACCACUUUGAUUUCCCUUCAUUUGUGUGUUCCUUUAAACCCGUAAGUGAUUAACAAACCAGCAGCUCAAACUCCUAGGAACAAGUAGACAGAUGUCAAAAAUACUGGAGUAUAUCACACAGAAUACUCCAGAACAUAGUACUGACAGCUUUCCUCAGGCCACGGAUCCGACCUUCUCUUCUGCAAUUCAUGACAAACUUCAGGUGCCCAACACUACCCGGAAGGCAUGGAAUGAGAGAGACAACCGGUGUGAUGUGUGUGCUACUCAUUUGAACCAGCUGAAGCAGGAAGCUAUUCAGAUGGUACUGACACUUGAACAGGCUGCCAACACUGAACAUUGUGAUGCUUCUCCUGGCUCCCCUCCUCCCCUUCCCAAUAUUCCCACCUUAGUGGGCUCAAGACAUAUGGGCAGCCUGCAGCCCAGGGACUGGGCAUACAUGUCUGCUCCAUAUGCUACAUCCAAUUAUGCUGGCUUUCUGCCUAACAAACUCAACGCGAAACAGAACAACAUAGGGAUCGUUAAUGGGAUAGAGAAGAAAAAUGGUUCCUUGGGACAUCAGGCAAAGGUCAGUGUACAGAUGGCCACCAGUCCCAGCAAUGGUAACAUCCUGAAUUCUGUGGCUAUCCAGGCUCAUCAAUACCUAGACGGCACCUGGUCCUUGUCAAGAACAAAUGGCGUUACUCUGUAUCCCUAUCAAAUUUCCCAGUUGAUGACUGAGACUGGUCGAGAGGGACUGACUGAAGCCGCACUGAAUCGCUACAAUGCAGAUAAACCCUCUUUAUAUAGCUUUCCUGGUUCCCAAAGCACCUGUGUUGCCAGUGACACGUCAACAGGCACCUCAGUGGCAGCCUCCUUUUUUGCCAGAGCUGCUCAGAAGUUGAACCUGUCAUCCAAAAAAAAGAAACAUCGGCCUUCUACAUCUUCUGUUUCUGAAUCUCAUCUAUUUGCUACCAAGUUCAGUACUAUCCUACAGACUUCUCCUCCACCAGCUCCACCAUGUUUGCUAAGGGCAGUCAACAAAGUGAAAGACACUCCAGGAUUAGGCAAGGUGAAGGUCAUGGUGCGCAUUUGUUCUACCCUGGCCAGGGACUCCUCUGAAUCCAGUUCCUUCUUAAAGGUUGAUCCUCGUAAGAAGCAAAUUACUCUUUAUGACCCAUUGUCUUGUGGAGGCCAGAACGCCUUCCAAAAAAGGAGCAGUCAAGUGCCGCCCAAGAUGUUUGCAUUUGAUGCAGUUUUUCCUCAAGAUGCAUCUCAGGCUGAAGUAUGUGCAGGAACAGUAGCUGAAGUGAUCCAGUCUGUGGUGAAUGGUGCAGAUGGAUGUGUAUUUUGCUUUGGACAUGCCAAACUAGGAAAAUCCUACACUAUGAUUGGAAAGGAUGAUUCUAUGCAGAACCUCGGCAUAAUCCCUUGUGCUAUCUCAUGGCUUUUCAAGCUGAUUAAUGAACGGAAAGAGAAGACAGGAGCCCGUUUCUCAGUCCGAAUUUCAGCAGUGGAAGUGUGGGGAAAAGAAGAAAAUCUGAGAGAUUUGCUGUCAGAGGUGGCGACAGGCAGCCUACAAGACGGCCAGUCCCCUGGUGUCUACCUUUGUGAGGAUCCAAUUUGUGGCAUGCAGCUACAGAAUCAAAGUGAACUCCGAGCUCCAACUGCAGAGAAAGUGGCCUUCUUCCUCGAUGCAGCCAUUGCCUCACGACGAAGCAGUCAGCAAGAUUGCCGGGAGGAAGAUCACAAGAAUUCUCACAUGCUCUUCACUCUGCACAUCUACCAGUACCGAAUGGAGAAGAGCGGAAAAGGGGGAAUGUCAGGAGGCCGUAGUCGCUUACACCUGAUUGACCUAGGCAGCUGUGUUAAACCCCUCAGCAAAAAUCGUGAAGGAGGAUCUGGGCUCUGUCUUUCAUUGUCUGCAUUGGGCAAUGUCAUCCUUGCCCUAGUCAAUGGCAGCAAACACAUUCCAUACAAAGACAGCAAGCUAACCAUGUUGCUCCGGGAGUCCCUUGGGAACAUGAACUGCCGUACUACCAUGAUAGCUCACAUUUCGGCAGCUGCAGGGAACUAUGCUGAAACACUUUCCACCAUCCAGAUUGCAUCCAGGGUCUUAAGAAUGAAGAAAAAGAAAACGAAGUACACAUCAAGCUCUUCAGGAGGAGAAAGCUCUUGUGAAGAAGGGAGAAUGCGAAGACCAACCCAACUGAGACCUUUUCAUUCUCGGAAUGUUGUUGAUCCAGACUUCCCCAUUCUUCAUUUGUCAAGUGACCCAGAUUAUUCUUCUAGCAGCGAACAAUCAUGUGACACUGUCAUUUAUGUUGGCCCCAAUGGCACAGCCCUUUCAGACAAGGAACUGACAGAUAAUGAAGGCCCUCCUGAUUUUGUCCCCAUAGUUCCUGCCCUUCAGAAAACCAAAAAUGAAGGCAAGCUGGAGGACAUGAGUGAGAUAGCCCCUAACACCUCUGAGAGAGACUGCUUGAAGUGCAAUACAUUUGCGGAACUCCAGGAAAGGUUAGACUGUAUUGAUGGCAGUGAAGAGACAGACAAAUUUCCUUUUGAAGAACUGUCUGUUCAGUUUAGCUCAGACCAAGUGACCAAGUGCCCUAUGUCAGGCCAAGAGGCAGAGCUCAGUAACACAUCAGAGCCAAGCAAGGAAGAGGACUUGGCAGGCUGCCAAGAAACUGACAAAGAUGUCAGGGAAAAUCUAAAUGCAACAGCCAGCAAAAUUCAGGGAAGUCACUCACCAGAGGUUCCCACUCCUCCAUCUCCUAGGAGUGUUACAGGCAGCCCUAGUAGCCAGAUUAACUGUUCCCAGCAGUCCCAUUGCACAGAUCUACACAGCAGCCGAGAAAGUCUUCACACCUGUGGCUUUGUAGAAAGCAAACCUCGGCCCAUGGGUUCACCACGGCUUGGUGUUGCAAGCCUUUCCAAGACAUCGGAGUACAAGCCACCAACUUCUCCUUCCCAAAGGUGCAAAGUUUACACCCAGAAAGGGGUAUUGCCCAAUCCUGCACCUCCACCAUCAUCCUUAAGCAAGGAUUCAGGGAUGGUGUCCAGUGAAUCUCUGAUGCAGCCAGAGAUCUGCACUCCUCCUAUUGGAAUGAGCCCACAGAUCAUGAAAAAGUCAGUGUCUUGCAGCUGUGCUGAUUAUGGAGAUUCCAUUGACAGUGGAGAACAGCAGCAACAACCUCUUUCUCCUGAGUCAAAGAACAAGAUUUUGAGCACCACCAUGGUCACGGUGCAGCAGCCUUUAGAGCUAAAUGGGGAAGAUGAGCUGGUAUUCACCCUGGUUGAAGAGCUGACCAUUAGUGGGGUUCUGGAGAAUGGGCGGCCGACAAGCAUAAUCAGCUUUAACAGUGAUUGUUCUGUGCAGGCAUUGGCCUCUGGUUCUAGGCCAGUUAGUAUUAUCAGCAGCAUUAGUGAAGAUCUUGAAUGCUAUGCUGGUACAGCUCCUGUAUCUGAGGUCAGUAUCACCCAGUUUAUGCCUCUCCCAAUAAUGGGACUGGAUCACAAAGCUGAAGAGGCUGAAAGCAGGCGCUCAUCUAUUAGCUCGUGGCUGAGUGAAAUGAGCACUGGCAGUGAUGGUGAACAGUCAUGUCACAGUUUCCUAGCACAAACCUGCUAUGGACGUGGGGAAGCACUGGCAGAAGCUCCUGUUUCUGAGCUUGCAAGAGCCGUACAGAAUAGCAGCACAAUUUAUACAAAUGACAACCAAAAGCCAGCAACUGAGGAUAUAUUUGUACUGCCAGAGGUGGUUGACGAAAGUCUUAAUAAAAUGUCACCUAGCAAAAGUUGUAAAAUAUCAGCCCUGGGAAAGACUAUGGUCGCAAUAUCAAACACCACUAGCCAAAGCGGUUGUGAAAGCUUCAUUCCCAUGAAGACAAACAUUACCCUUUAUCCAUGUAUUGCUGUUAAUUCCUUUAAGGCACAAGAAUCUUAUGAGGCCAUAUCGGCAAUAUCAUCACCAGCAAAAAUCCCCCUUCCUCAAGAGAUGAAAGACUCCAGUGUAAGAAAAGAGAUAAAGUUUGAUGAUCCUUGGCUAAAGAGGGAAGAGAGUGUGAAAAAGGAAAACAGUGUCCCCAAAUCUGAAGCCAUAAGUCAGCAAAAUAAGAAGCAGAACUCAGCAGACAGGCUUAGUAGCAGUAGUGGAGAGACGUCUAGCUCCCCAGGAACUGAAAACCUGAAGAGGGUUGUAGAUGGAUGUGAAACAGGACUGCCCACUCCUGCAACCCACAGCCCAGCUCAUUCUACUGAGAGCUUGAAAAAUGGAAGCCUCACAAGAGGGCUUCAGAAAUCCAACAAGCUGGAGGAAUUGGAGGCGGUUUCCUAUCAUUACAUUGAGGAGAGCAAUGUUAGCUGUUCGGUGGCACCCCAGACUUCAAAAGCUAGCCUGGAAAGAAGGAUUGCAUCUCCCAAACACUGCGUUCUCACACGUCCAAAAGGAACGCCACCAUUACCUCCGGUGAGAAAAUCUAGCUUAGACCAGAAAAACAGGGCCAGCCCUCAGCACAGCUCUUGCAGUAGCAGCACCAGCAGCCCUUCAAACCAACCAGCAUCUUUUUUGGGUAGUUUUCCCGAUGAGCUAAAUGGGAAACAAAAGGGUUCCAGUGUGGAGAAUGGUAACAAUAGUAGCAGUAAAUUAUUUAGUGCCAAACUUGAACAGCUGGCCAGCAGAACCAAUUCCUUGGGAAGGUCCAGUGGGAGCCAUUAUGAAUGCCUGUCACUGGAAAGGGCAGAGAGUCUGUCAUCUGUCAGCUCCAAGAUGGGUCCUGGGAAAGACACCACAAUGCCCAGAGCUGGGAGGAGUUUCAAUCGCAAUGCAAUGUCCUCACCAACAAACUCAAGCACUUCUCAGUCUGCAGGGGCCUCGCCAAAGGCCAGUCAAUCAAAGAUCUCUGCAGUGAGCAAACUCCUCUUGGCGAGUCCUAAGGCUCGAAGCCUGGCUGCCUCAACCACCAAAACACUUAGCUUUUCUACCAAGUCCCUUCCUCAGUCUGUGGGACAGAGCUCAAGUUUGCCUCCCAAUGGAAAGAAUAUGUCCUGGUCUACUCAGUCUCUCAGCAGGAACAGGGGCUCUGGUCUCUCUUCAAAACUGCCCCUUAGAGCUGUCAAUGGAAGGAUUUCAGAACUUCUGCAAGGAAGCACCGGCACCAGAGGGCUGCAGUUGCGCAGGAAUUCAGACACAGAUGAGCGCAGUGCCAUUCAUGGAGAUGAAAAGCCAACUCUUCAUCUGCUGCCUUCACCUUACAGCAAGAUCACUCCACCAAGGAAGCCUCACCGCUGUAGCAGUGGCCAUGGAAGUGACAACAGCAGUGUCCUUAGUGGGGAGCUGCCACCUGCCAUGGGGAAAACAGCCUUAUUCUAUCACAGCGGAGGAAGCAGUGGGUAUGAAAGCAUGAUGAGAGACAGUGAAGCAACGGGAAGUGCUUCCUCAGCACAAGACUCUAUGAGCGAGAACAGCAGCUCUGUCAGUGGGAGGUGCCGAAGUCUCAAAAAUCCAAAGAAGCGGUCAAAUGCAGGUUCUCAGAGACGGAGGCUCAUCCCAGCUUUAUCACUUGACACAACAUCUCCUGUAAGGAAACCUACCAGCCCAGCAGUACGCUGGGUAGAUGGACCCCUGAGAAGUUCCCAGAGAGGAAUGGGAGAGCCCUUUGAGAUCAAGGUCUAUGAGAUUGAUGACGUGGAGCGGCUCCAGCGAUGGCGCAUGGGGGACAGCAAUGAGGUGAUUUGCUUCAACGGUAAACUGAAAAUCUUGGAGCACCGGCAGCAGAGAAUUGCAGAGGUCAAGGCCAAGUACGAGUGGUUAAUGAGGGAGCUGGAAGUGACCAAACAGUACCUGAUGCUGGAUCCUAAUAAAUGGCUCAGUGAAUUUGAUCUGGAGCAAGUAUUUGACUUGGAUUCCCUAGAGUACUUGGAGGCUCUUGAGUGUGUGACUGAGCGACUAGAGAACCGUGUCAACUACUGCAAGGCCCACCUCAUGAUGAUCACCUGCUUUGACAUCACUUCUGGGCGUCGAUGAAGAAUUAACCUCAAGGCCGUUUUGGACUACUGCCGCUCCCCUUUCUCCCUUUUCAACAUCACCCCAAAGACUUAGAACGAGAAUGAAGGUUGGUGUCAUGUUUUGCUGUGUUUGUGGAAGAAAUUUUUCCCCUCCAUUAUGCCGAAGAGCCGUACAUAAAUUGACUAGACAAUGAUAAUGAAAAGCAAAGACCCUGAGAAAUAAGGAUGUGGAGUCUCCUGGCCUGAAAGAGCACUUUGAGAAACCUUUAAGGACAUGUUUGUAAAUAGGAACUGCUGGCAGAAGUGACUUUUCCUCUCAACAGUAACGGAAGAGGGAGGAAGAGCAGGUGUAGGACUUGACCGCUGCUGAGAGCACCAUUAAAGUAAAAAUACUUGGAAAGACUGUCUUAAGUGCCUUGCAAAUCUUUAUUAUCCAAACAUUUCUGUUCAUACUUUCUUGUGUACAGAUGGUGCUAGUCAAGAAAAAGAAAAAGACAAAAAAUCAAAAACAUUUUUUUGAAAUGUAUUUACAGGCUGUUUUUUCCCUUCUCUUGGUGUUUUAUCCUAUUUCUGACUUGCUGUUUCUACGUAACUUGUGUUUGUAGAGAUAUUUCUUAACUGAUACAGCAUAUAAAUAAAUGUUAAGUGUCUUUUAUUGUUACACGCCAGAGUAAGGCCACUCAAAGAAAAAAAAAGUAAAGCUCAUAGAUUAAGCCCAAAAUAUCUGAGAGUAAUGGAGGAGGAGAGGUCUGCUGUGUUACUAAACAACAUAAAUGUGGAUUUUCUGGCAAAUAACAAGACUUGAGUUGAUCUCGCUAGGAAAAUUGGUGUCUGUGGCUUUUUAUUGUUGUUGUGGGCAGUUGCUGUUGGCACUCAUAUUGUGAUACUUACACCACAGCUUUUCAUGGAUGUUCAAAUGAAGGCUAUUACUAUUUCUGUUAUUUCAUGUAGACCACUUGCUCUUUUUUUCUGGGGUGCUUCUAGUCUUUUCCUAGAGAUGCCUGUAUUUGGUUAAGGAGAUACUAUGAAUGAUUCUAUAUUUCUUAUAGCUGCAAGGUCUACGAAAAUAAUAAUUGUUUUGGUAGAUCAGACCAAGAUCAGUCUACUCCAGCCUUCUGUUUUCAGCUCCAAGAGUAGCCAGCCCAGAUGACUCAGUAAACUUAGAAACAGGGCUUGAACAUUAUAAACAUCAACUGUUGUUUUGACCCCAGUUUGUGGUAUACCUGCCCAGUCCCACCCAGAAAAUAUUCCAAUUGUAGAUCUGUUGUAGGACACUAUUGCAUGGGUGGGUAACUUGUGGCCCUCCAGAUGUUGUUGGACUCCAACUCCAAUCAGCACCAGCUACCAUGGCCAAUCGUCAGGCAUGAUGGGAUUUGUAGUCCAGCAACAUCUGGAAGGCCACAGAUUCUCCACCCUGCACUAUUGGAUGGUAUGUGACCAUGAAAGUAAAACUGGAGUAAAACUGGAAGUAGAAGUCCUAAUCCUGUCCACUUGGCAUUGCAAGACACAACAGUGCAAAUAUGACUUUGGAGAAAGGAAAUAAUCAUCCCUAGGUGGAUAGCUUUGUGUGUGUGUGUGUGUGUGUGUGAGAGAGAGAGAGAGAGAGAGAGAGAGUUGUUACUCUAAGGGAAUACAGUAUCUAAAAUUCUGUGCCCAGUAUAAUUAGAUAAAAAGACGGACACACUACAGGUUGGGGGUAACAGUCCUGCACUUUCUAUAGAUAGGCUAUAAAAUUUGUAACUUUUUGGAAAAGUAUCAUUGUAUGAAACAUUUUCCAGUGUAGUUUUCAAAAAAGAAAAAGCCAUGAACGAAUGUGUUUUUUCAUAGAUAAACUGAUUUCAAAAUGUUCCAUUAUUUUUAUUUUUGCAUCUAGAACCAGAGUUUUAUAUGAGGGUUGUGAAUUCUGCUUAGCUUGGA
Molecule: messenger RNA, 7936 nt
Organism: Rhineura floridana
Lineage: Eukaryota; Metazoa; Chordata; Lepidosauria; Squamata; Rhineuridae
Gene: KIF26B
Product: kinesin family member 26B
Exons: 16
Coding region: 129-6038 (1969 amino acids)
Biological process (GO): microtubule-based movement
Molecular function (GO): microtubule binding; microtubule motor activity; ATP binding
Source: RefSeq, a predicted model, not a curated record